Molecule: messenger RNA, 738 nt
Organism: Marasmius oreades (fairy-ring Marasmius)
Lineage: Eukaryota; Fungi; Basidiomycota; Agaricomycetes; Agaricales; Marasmiaceae
Exons: 3
Coding region: 1-738 (245 amino acids)
Source: RefSeq, a predicted model, not a curated record
AUGAAGAACAUUUCUAACAAAUAUCUUACGAAGAACAAGCGCAUGGAUAUGACAAGUCCGGACCAGCUAGACGAGGAUGACUGGAUCUCAGCAAUCACCACUCCUUCGAAACCUCGUGUGAGACGUGCCCUAGAAAGUAACGACACUAGCAUUAUCUUUCUGGCAAGAGACAGGGCUCUCAGAGACCUCGUUAAUUCGCGCCUUCUCGAAGAAUCCGUGAAAGCAGACUUAAGUUUGGAUGAAGACGACUCUUCUGAGUUUGACCACCAUCUCGGAGAUCAAACCUUAGAAUCUCCUUUUCCUCGUACACCACCUCGAAGGUCCGGUUAUCCACUAGAAUCCUUUGCACUUCGUGACAGCCCAUUCUCAUCCUCACGAUAUCCUUAUUCCUCUCCGACUGUUACACUCGCACUUAUCCGCAACGAUAUUCCAAGUAUCCAUACUCCAACCUCUGUGAACAGCUGGCUCAACGAACCUUUCGGAACUAAUGGUCACCACGAUGUUGAGAACACGAAAAGAAAGGCAGGGAGACGCGAAACUACUGGAUGUCUUUUUGGUCUGAGACUCGCGUCGACUGGUAGCUCUUAUUCAAUCUCAAGUACAGACCCUCUGGUUGAAGUGGAAGAAGAAACUGGAGAAGAUGGAGAAAGCAAUACCAAAUCUGCGUCUCGACUGGAUAGCUCUUCGUCUGUCGGCUCUUGUCCAGGAGCGUCUACUCCUACACCCACCCUCGUUUGA